Coregonus clupeaformis (lake whitefish) is the source of this 1314-nucleotide messenger RNA. RefSeq names its product cytosolic 5'-nucleotidase 1A. Gene Ontology annotation, cellular component: cytoplasm; cytosol. The record is from RefSeq and is a predicted model, not a curated record. Lineage: Eukaryota; Metazoa; Chordata; Actinopteri; Salmoniformes; Salmonidae. The transcript has 6 exons. Gene Ontology annotation, biological process: adenosine metabolic process; nucleotide metabolic process. Bases 261 to 1115 code for a protein of 284 amino acids. Gene Ontology annotation, molecular function: nucleotide binding; magnesium ion binding; 5'-nucleotidase activity.
AUCUGACGGAACUCGCUCAGACAAAAGGGAACUGGUUGAAAUGGUUCUUUAUUCUGCAUAAUUUGUUCAACAUAUGUUGAAGUUUGUCAUUAUAGCCUAUCCAAAUAGACCAUUUUGCAAGAACAAAUGCCUUCUAAAGAAUUCCUGAAAGUCAAUUCGCAUUGUACUUUCGUUUUCAAGGUUAAACAACUUUAGAGAGUUUGGAGAUUUUUUGCGUUAUUAUUUUUCAAACUUUUCUCUCUUCCGCUUUAUCAAGCAGGAUGGUUGCGAUGGUGCGCAACCCCGAUGUCAAGCAGAGAGACACAGCUCAGGCUGUGGUUGUUGCAGUGUCAUCAAACGCAAUAUUUUACCCAGAAGCUGAGCAAGUCCAUGGAGCAACAGAACCUUUGAGAAAGGGAGAUGCUUUUUCUUUCAUCAAGGCCAUCCAGGUAGUGAAUGAAAGACUGCUGACCAUGAAUUCUGAUGAGACAUUGCUGUUUGAUGUGAUUCUGCUGUCCAAUGACCAUGAAGAAAAACACUCAAGGAUCAUUGCCAGUGCAAAACAUUAUGGUCUUGAUAUUGGCAGAUUUUGCUUCUGCAACAAGGAGGAUUCCAUUGAGACCCUGCAAUCAUACAAUGUGAAACUGUUCCUGUCAACGGAUACUAAUGAUGUGUGCAAGGCCUUACAAAAAGGUGUUCCAGCAGCCCUACUGUACUGUCAGACAGACCCACAUCAUCAGACAGUGGAUCAGCUCAAAAUGGUGUUCUCAGGAGACGUGAUUGGAUCCUCAGAGGAGAUGCUGCAUGACCUAAGAGAACAGGGCUUCACCGAGACCCAGCUCCAGGGUUUUAAAACUGCAAAGGGUUCAAUGAAAGAGUUUACCGUGUUGCUGGGAGAGAUGAGGAGGAGAUUUGGGUUGGAGGGCAGCCCCCUCUGCACCGGCCUGAUGACAGUGUGGAGCUCCAGGGAUGUGUGUGCCAGUGCCCUGAAGACUCUACGAGGCUGGGGACUGCUUGUGGAUGAGGCCUUUUGCCUGGCCGGAGCCCCUCGUAGCCCCAUCCUUAACUUGGUACGGCCUCACAUACUCUGCCUCGAUGGCCUGUAUCAUAUGGAGGGGUUCACUGCAAUGUCAUGAUGGAUGGCAGACGGAUAGGAAGAAGAUGUAUAUUUGGGUAUUUUUCCUGUUAGAUUUUUGGAUGAAAGCUUUUUUUGCAUGCUUUUUGGCUCGAGUUUUAUUGUACCUCAUUCAUACAACAGCUGCCAGCUUCAAUAUAUCAUUGAACCAACUGCUUAAACAGAUUGUUGUGUAAAUAAAUAUAGCAAUAUUCCUUUAA